Molecule: messenger RNA, 2430 nt
Organism: Mandrillus leucophaeus (drill)
Lineage: Eukaryota; Metazoa; Chordata; Mammalia; Primates; Cercopithecidae
Gene: ZNF214
Product: zinc finger protein 214
Exons: 4
Coding region: 305-2158 (617 amino acids)
Biological process (GO): regulation of transcription by RNA polymerase II
Molecular function (GO): DNA-binding transcription factor activity, RNA polymerase II-specific; RNA polymerase II cis-regulatory region sequence-specific DNA binding
Source: RefSeq, a predicted model, not a curated record
CAGCAGGGCUGCGGCCAUUGUUUGUGUGGACUGAGUGUUUUGGCCAUAACGGUUCACUCUCACAGGCUCCGUUAAGUGACGUGAACUCUUGGGAGGACUAAGCCAGAAGCGGACAGGGCAAGACGAGCUGUGUUUGAAGGAAGAGGGGCAGAAAAUCGAGGGUCAGGGACUGAGAAGCGACUCCGGUUUAGAAACCCCGGAGACACCGGUGUAGGUGCGUACAUCACGGCUUCUCUCCCACGUUAAGACUGAAUAAAGGAACCUACCUGUGAUCAGCAAGGAAGGACUGGGUUGGCAAAGGCUCAUGCCCCCAUUUUACAGCCUGAUCUUUGACCAGAUGGCAGUAACAUUUGAAGAUGUCACUAUUAUUUUUACUUGGGAGGAGUGGAAAUUCCUGGAUUCUUCUCAAAAAAGGCUCUACAGGGAGGUCAUGUGGGAGAACUACACAAAUGUCAUGUCAGUAGAAAACUGGAAUAAGAGCUACAAAUCCCAAGAAGAAAAAUUCAGAUACUUAGAAUAUGAAAAUUUUUCCUGCUGGCAAGGCUGGUGGAAUGCUGGUGCUCAGAUGUGUGAGAAUCAGAACUAUGGGGAAACUGUUCAAGGGAAAGAUUCCAAAGACUUAACACAGCAAGAUCACUCCCAGUGUCAGAAAUGGUUAAUACUUUCCACACAAGUACCAGGGUGUGGGAACUAUGAACUGACUUUUGAAAGCAAAAAUCGUAGGAACUUAAAAUAUAAAAAUUUUAUACCUUGGCAGUGCUUGGAAACAAAAACCACCCAAGACUAUGGUAGAGAAAUCUACAUGAGUGGUUCACAUGGUUUUCAAGGGGGCAGAUACCAUCUUGGCAUAUCCAGGAAAAACCUCUCCAUGGAAAAAGAACAGAAGCUCAUAGUUCAGCAUUCUUAUAUCCCAGUGGAGGAAGCCCUUCCACAGUAUGUUGGGGUGAUAUGUCAGAAAGACCUACUGAAAGAUUCAAUGGAAGAAAACUACUGUGGCUGUAAUAAAUGUAAAGAAAUUUAUUGUUGGAACUCACGGUGUAUUUUCCACAAGAGAAAUCAACCUGGAGAAAACCUCUGUCAAUGUUCUAUCCAUAAAGCAUGCUUCUCUCAGAGAUCAGCCUUGUGUAGACAUCCAAGAAUCCACAUAGGUAAGAAGCUGUAUGGAUGUGAUAAAGUUGACAGUAACUUUCAUCAGAGCUCAGGAGUUCACUUUCAUCAGAGAGUUCACAUAGGGGAGGUACCUUACAGCUGUAAUGCAUGUGGUAAGAGCUUCAGCCGAAUCUCUAGUCUUCACAAUCAUCAAAGAGUUCACACAGAAGAGAAAUUCUAUAAAAUUGAGUGUGAUAAAGACCUCAGUAGGAAUUCAUUACUUCACAUUCACCAGAGACUUCACAUAGGAGAGAAGCCUUUUAAGUGCAAUCAGUGUGGUAAGAGUUUUAAUCGGAGUUCAGUACUUCAUGUUCAUCAGAGAGUCCACACAGGAGAAAAACCAUAUAAGUGUGAUGAGUGUGGUAAGGGCUUCAGCCAGAGCUCAAAUCUUCGAAUUCAUCAGUUAGUACACACAGGAGAGAAGUCUUAUAAAUGUGAAGACUGUGGUAAGGGCUUUACCCAACGCUCAAAUCUUCAAAUUCAUCAGAGAGUGCAUACAGGAGAGAAACCUUAUAAAUGUGAUGACUGUGGGAAGGACUUUAGUCACAGCUCAGAUCUUCGCAUUCAUCAGAGAGUCCAUACAGGGGAGAAACCCUAUACUUGUCCUGAAUGUGGGAAGAGCUUCAGUAAGAGUUCAAAGCUUCACACUCAUCAAAGAGUACAUACUGGAGAGAAACCCUACAAAUGUGAAGAGUGUGGCAAGGGAUUCAGUCAGCGUUCACAUCUUCUCAUUCAUCAGAGAGUCCAUACAGGAGAAAAGCCCUAUAAAUGUGAUGAUUGUGGAAAGGGUUUUAGUCACAGUUCUAAUCUUCACAUUCAUCAGAGGGUCCAUACAGGAGAGAAACCUUAUCAAUGUGCUAAGUGUGGUAAAGGUUUCAGUCAUAGCUCAGCUCUUCGAAUUCAUCAAAGAGUCCACGCAGGAGAGAAACCUUAUAAAUGCCAUGAAUAUUAUAAGGGAUUUGAUCAUAAUUCACAUCUUCACAAUAAUCAUAGAAGAGGAAACUUAUAAAUAUUGUUCAUUUAGUUAACAGCUUCAAUCAAAGUUUACCUAACCUUUAAACCCUAAAAUGCUGCUGAUAAGGAAAUCUUAUAAAUAACACAAGUAAUCCCAAGCAACAUUUACGGUUUCCCCAUCUCCCACUAAGAAUUACUUGCUUCAAAAGGAGAUCUUUAGAAAAAUCCCUAUAUAUUUAAAAUUAUUGUGUAUUUUUCUUUACCUACUAUAAAUAUAAUACAGUCAUAAAAUAUAUUAAACAUUUAAGGAGAAAACUCUUCAUUCUA